AUGUCUCAAACAAGUCCUGUUGGUCGUGCAUUGACUAUCACCGGUGUACUAGCCGCUUUGUCCCUGACCGGCUAUGCUGUCUACUUUGAUUACAAGAGAAGAAGCAACCCACAGUUUAGAAAGCAAUUGAGACACAAAAUCAAGAAGCAAGAAGCUUUGGAGAAGAAGGAGCAAGAAGAGGCUAAACAGGUUAAAUUGCAAAACGUACGUGAAUUUUUGACCCAAGAGUUGGCCACUGAUCCUAUCCCAAGUGAUCCAACUCAAAGAGAAGCUACUUUCACGACCAAUGUUGAAAUCGGUGAACGUUUAUCUAUGACUCCAGGUAAGGAACUAGAAUCUGCCUCCAAAUUUUACAAAGCUCUAAGCGUUUAUCCAAACCCUGCCGAUUUGCUCGGAAUAUAUCAAAGAAGUGUCCCAGAGGCCGUUUACGAAUACAUCGUGAUGAUGAUUGCAAUUCUACCACCAGCAAACAUUUCGACUUUUCUGAGUGGAGCGAAGGACCAAGUUAUGGCUCAACAGGCCGAAACCGCCGCCAUGGCCGAGGCUAACGAGAUAGACGAGUAA
Messenger RNA from Torulaspora delbrueckii, 564 nucleotides. RefSeq names its product TOM complex receptor protein TOM20 (gene TOM20). Gene Ontology annotation, biological process: tRNA import into mitochondrion; protein import into mitochondrial matrix; protein targeting. NCBI's taxonomy places the organism in Eukaryota, Fungi, Ascomycota, Saccharomycetes, Saccharomycetales, Saccharomycetaceae. Gene Ontology annotation, molecular function: transmembrane protein transporter activity. The record is from RefSeq and is a predicted model, not a curated record. Bases 1 to 564 code for a protein of 187 amino acids. The transcript has a single exon. Gene Ontology annotation, cellular component: mitochondrial outer membrane; mitochondrial outer membrane translocase complex.